AUGUCCGAUAGCGAGACUGAACCAGAGUCUGACGUUCCUUCAUGCCCAUUGGACCCCACCACUACUAGUACUAUCGCUCAGCUGGUGAACACGCCCAAAACCGAUUCCUCAGAUCCCAUCAGCGCCGUGAACUCAGCCGUCAAGAUCUUAGAGUCUUUGGAUUUCAGUCUUAUUCGCAAGGACGCGUCUUUGCAUGGAACCAUUCAGGAGUCAUCGAUCACACUCCUGGAGUUCUUGCAUGUCGUGCUUACGAUGAGUCCAACCUUCGCUCAUGAUGUGCGCCGCAUGAUGCAAUCCCUCGCUCACAUACACGCUGUCCUUGCAAAGCUCGGCGAUGUGGUUUCACGUGUCGCGAGCGCCAUGCAUGAUCGCUACUUCGACGAUGGUCUUCCUGAAGCUUUGAAGAAACGAAGAGAGGAAGAUAAUCUACGGGCUGCGGCUCAGCUCCCAGGUAAUAGGUGGGAUUCCGUCCCUUCGGUACUGACAUCCGAAAAAGCUUCACCUGCCGCGAAGCGCUUAUCCCUUCGCCUAUUGCUCUCGCGAUAUGUAUUGCAACCCCAGUUAGUUCUUCCUCCAAUGGUUGUCGAUGCACCACUGAAUGACAGACCUGAUCGUAUCAACAGUAUGGUCUUGUUGCUUCCCUAUCUAGCAGAAUUUAUGCAGCACACCGUGGUGCAACUCUCAGAGUGCUCUCCACUACACGCGCAACACCAAUCCGGAUUUCAGGAGCGCAUGAAUUGCGCAAUGCUGCUCUCACUUUUCGCUCUCGUGGACCUUGCGACAAAUCCAAAAGAUGCAGAAACAGAUGUUCCGUUUCGACCAUACACACUAGCGACAGUGAUAAAACUGCUACGUUUUGUAAUGCUUGUUGACAACACAUUCUCAGCGCAAACUGCUGUAUCGGCUUGCCCAGAUCUCGAUGCCCCGCGGGUUGUUCUCGUUUUAUGGAGGCAUUUCGUACCUUGGACCUGGCGACUACUCACGGAAUGCAAUGGGUCUGACUCGGAGACCAUCAUAUUUCUGACGACUACGUGGCUUCACCACGCAUUCGACUCAGAUCCUCAAACUACUUUAUCUACGCUGGCGACCUUUACUGGCGACGAACACGGUAAAUAUAUGAUCCGUGCAUAUCUUGCCUACUUUUCUCGGCUUUUAGCGUAUCUUUCUUCAGCUCCGCGUCCUCGAAAUCUUACCACAACUCAAACGGAUGUUCUACUAAAGACUUGUCAGUACUUCGUUCAUUGGAGCGAUUCAGAUUUGUUAGGCAUUCGCAAGUCUAGCGAUUGCUGCAGAUACCUCACUCUUCUCUUCGUCUAUCUUUCGUGCGUUGAAAACGGACACGAUGCUAGCGACUACGUUACACACGCCAUGGCUAGGAUGCAGCCUAGAAGCCUGAGGGAUGGCUGGAAGCAGGCGAUACAGGAGGAAUCAUCAAAGUUUAACGAUGAGUUAGAGAAAAGUAGGCAGCUACUCGAGGAUAGGCCUGACAAGAAUCAUAUUCGCAGAGCGAAACAAUUUCUCGACUUUUUGACUAUCGAGUGCUUUUCAAAUGUCCAGAUCUCAAACCAGAAGUUAAUAAUCGAGUUCCUCGAGGCCACGAUGGAAUAUUUGCAUCGUGAAUCCGCAGAAGAGCGUCUGCCGAGUUUGUCCACGAGUUUCCUCUCGUGUUUGACAGCAUUCCAGCGUGGACAGCCUGUAAUCAGGGUUUGUGAUGCUCCUUUGCUAUCCGAUGCCGAAAGCAUCUGGCAAGUCGCUAUAGACAACGCCACUCCUGAUUUAGCCCUGGCUUGUAAGCGUCGAAUUGAGAUAGAUUCGCAAAAGCCACUUACCCAAGUAGAGGCCUGGGACUUCCUACGAAAUGUUCUCCUGAUGAUUGGUUCGCAAGAUUAUUUGGGAGACGAAAGCCCCCUUGCUCUUGUUGUCAAUCCGACAAUAUGCGAUGCUCUCUCACAGCUGCUGAGGAAUGCAGACGAACAUACUGCGAUGGUGAUGCAGUCUUCUCCGUGGACAUCGCAUCUCCGAUCAGCAUUGCAACGGAUUCAAAGUUCAGAUGAUUGUCCCGACUCGGAAGGCUACUCAUCAUGGCUGAAGAAGAUCAUUUUGAAGCCUGCGGCAGAUUUAAUGAACCAGGUUCAGGCUACAACAGCGAUUGAUAUAAUACCAUGUCGCAUCAACGGUCUAUUCCAGCUUGUCUGUGUACCUCGUAGUCAGUCAUUCAAAUUGUAUCAGGGAAUAGUUUCUAACACUGCAGCAUUAGCGUCAAUACGGAUCGUCAUUGUUGCAACGCUGGACAGGGGCUUCCUGGCCAGGCUUAACGGGUCAGCGAAUAUUCUGCGAUUGGCACCUGAAGGGCCUGCAUGA
This is a messenger RNA of Suillus clintonianus, 2361 nucleotides long. RefSeq lists its product as uncharacterized. Bases 1 to 2361 code for a protein of 786 amino acids. The transcript is spliced from 14 exons. NCBI's taxonomy places the organism in Eukaryota, Fungi, Basidiomycota, Agaricomycetes, Boletales, Suillaceae. The record is from RefSeq and is a predicted model, not a curated record.